Messenger RNA from Ficedula albicollis (Collared flycatcher), 2145 nucleotides. It is a transcript of the gene LRRC2, whose product is annotated as leucine rich repeat containing 2. The record is from RefSeq and is a predicted model, not a curated record. Bases 108 to 1226 code for a protein of 372 amino acids. NCBI's taxonomy places the organism in Eukaryota, Metazoa, Chordata, Aves, Passeriformes, Muscicapidae. The transcript has 9 exons. Gene Ontology annotation, molecular function: protein binding.
UGUGCUAUAAACAACCUCAGUGUCCCACACUGAAUAACUGCAGAGCACACUCAGGAGCUCUGGACACUUGUGCUCUUUAGUAGUAGGAGAAGCUUAAUGUCAACAAUAUGGGGCAUCAGGUGAUAAUAUUUGACUUUUCUGUCAUAAGAGGUCUCUGGGAAACUCGCGUUAAGAAGAACAAAGAACGUCAGAGGAAGGAGAAAGAAAGAUUAGAACAAAGUGCAUUGGAGAGGAUAAAACAGGAAUGGAAUUUGAUACUAGAGUGCCGUAAGAAAGGUAUUCCUCAAUCAAAAUAUCUCAAGAAUGGCUUUGUAGACAUCAAUGAGAAGAACCUGGACACUCAUGAAAAGGCUCCUCAGCUCAAAAAGAGUCAUGCCUUGUCAGAUGGAGUAAAUAAGGAACAAAACAAGUUUAUUUUUCAGCUUUCUGGAGAGCAGUGGACGGAACUCCCAGAUUCCCUGAAAGAACAGAUCUAUCUGAAAGAAUGGCAUGUAUACAACACAUUGAUACAAACCAUUCCAGCCUACAUUGCACUAUUUCAAGAUCUGAGAGUACUGGAAUUGUCAAAAAAUCAAAUCAACCAUCUUCCAGCAGAGAUUGGCUGCUUAAAAAACCUCAAAGUGCUCAAUGUGAGUUUCAAUAAUUUGAAGGCAGUUCCUCCAGAAUUGGGUGAUUGUGAGAAUCUAGAAAAACUGGAUUUGUCUGGAAACAUGGAAAUAACAGAGCUCCCAUUUGAACUAAGUAACCUGAAACAACUCACAUAUAUGGAUGUGUCAGCAAACAAGUUCCAUUCUAUUCCAAUUUGUGUACUCCGGAUGUCUAAUUUGCAGUGGUUGGAUAUUAGCAGCAACAGCCUGAAAGAUCUCCCAGAAGACAUAGACAGGUUAGAUGAAUUGCAGACACUUCUCCUACAGAAAAACAAGUUGACUUAUCUUCCACGAGCUCUUGUCAACAUGCCAAAGCUCAGUUUGCUAGUUGUCAGUGGUGAUGACCUGGUUGAGGUACCCACAGCCAUCUGUGAAUCAACCACAGGUUUAAAAUUUGUAAGUCUCAAGGACAGUCCGGUUGAAACAAUUGUAUGUGAAGACACUGAAGAAAUUAUAGAAAGUGAACGUGAACGUGAGCAAGUUGAGAAAGAGUUUAUGAAAGCAUACAUUGAAGACCUGAGGGAAAGGGAGUCUACUCCUUCCUACACUACAAAAGUAAUGCUCAGUCUCCAGCUCUGAAGAUUAAAAAUGUCUAUAUCUCUACUGAACAUCUGAAUAACUCUCCUUUUAUCCACCUGAAUAGUAAACACAUGAAAAUAUAGAUGGCCAGAAUGACAUCAAAAUCAUAUGGAAUUAUUUAUUUGUUUCUGUAGUCUUUUCAAGUAACUACAGAUAAAACAAGGAGCAGUAGAACUUCUUAAGAUGCUGUUUCACAUUUUUAGUCAACAUGUUUAUUUUCAAGUUCAGAGGAAUAGCCACUAAUUUGCAUGUUGACCUGCUGAAAGUAAAUAUACACUGCAAUUAAGUAUACACAGGCAUAGCUGAAGAAUGAAGACAUUGUAUAUUGUAGUUAAAACAGUGAAACACAAAACAUGCUCUUAGGAAGAGAUUUUAUUUUAUAAAAGGGGAUCGACUUAUUUAGAAAAUGAAUGUGAUCUGAUGUUUUCUUAAGACCAAACAUACAUAUAGGUAUUUACAAUAUUCAAAUGAGAAGACACCUGUAGUUUGCAUUUGCAUUCUAUACUGCAAGAAAAUUGUCCUUGGAAUUUUCAGUUUAGAUAAGUUUCAACAACUUUACACAUAGAAACAGUAGCACUCUCCUUUUUUUUUCCAAGCAUAUUUUAAGCUUUUACCUAUUUGCAAAUUCAAGUACCAAUGUGGUUGAAAUUUCUGUGCUAAGCAGUCUUACAUUAUAUAGCAUACUAAACAAGAUUUUAAGGCAUUAAGUGGUGUCAGCUAAUACUAUCAGCAAAAUGAUGAUGCAGAUCUUCUAUUAAUGGUUUCAGAUCACAGGAUUUCGUGGACAUUUCGAAUUUUCCAAGUUGUGUAAGAAUGAGUUUGCUGGUAAAACAUUAUUUUGCUUGUUAUUUAACAAUCUAUUUAUGUAUUAUUAUUUAAGUGUAGAGUUUCAGAAACCUAGUUUACAUGUCCUUUUUGU